AUGUCUCAAGACGAAGUUGGUGCCAACGGCUGGACCAGCACCCCUGCUGAUGCGGGAGCUAUUUUCGGCGACAAGCCUUACAUCAAUGAACCCGGUCCCUUAUCAAUCAAAGACAUCAAGUUUCCAUCGGAUGAUCCGAUCGUUGCAAAGACGGUCGACUAUGUCAAGGCUCGACUUCAUCCCGAGACGUUCAACCACUCGAUGCGAGUUUACUACAUCGGAAUGGCCAUCACGAAGCAGCAGUUCCCUGGACGGUAUGCUGUCGUGAACCCCUCCAGCUGGGCUCUCACGUGCCUCUUGCAUGAUAUCGGCACCGCCGAGGAGAAUCUCACUGCGACCCGCAUGUCGUUUGACAUUUAUGGCGGCAUCAAAGCUCUCCACAUCCUGAACGACAUUGGAGCUACCAAAGAUCAAGCCGAGGCAACCUCUGAAGCCAUCAUCCGCCAUGAAGACAUGGGGGUCGACGGAACUAUUACAUACUUCGGGCAGCUUAUCCAGCUCGCGACAACAUACGACAACACGGGAUAUCAUCCUCACGUCAAGGAUUUUGGCAAGAUGCUUCAUGAGUCUACUCGAGCCGAGAUCAAUGAGGCGCAUCCCAGACUGAAGUGGUGCACUUUCUUCUCUGGCACGAUUCGGAAGGAGGAGGAGAUUAAGCCCUGGUGUCAUUCGACCCACCUGGUCAACUUUGCCAAGGAGAUUGAAGAGAACACUCUCAUGAAGCAGUGGGAAUUCUAA
Fusarium falciforme is the source of this 738-nucleotide messenger RNA. RefSeq names its product HD domain-containing protein. The coding region runs from base 1 to 738 and encodes 245 amino acids. The transcript has 2 exons. The record is from RefSeq and is a predicted model, not a curated record. NCBI's taxonomy places the organism in Eukaryota, Fungi, Ascomycota, Sordariomycetes, Hypocreales, Nectriaceae.